GCGGUAUAUCCUCGUACUUUGCUGAACCAAAACAACAGAAGAUGCCUCAGUUCUGCUCGGCUUAUUCGUGUUUAAAUCUACGAACUGUUGAUGUCAGGGACCGGGGGAUAACUUUUCACAAGUUUCCAAAAGAUAAAGAGAGGAGGAAGAGGUGGGAAAUAGCUUUGAGGAGGGAUGGAUUCACUGCAAGUGAUUCAUCUGUACUAUGCAGUGAGCAUUUCAAAACGGAGGAUUUUGACAAAACAGGUCAGAUUGUCAGACUGAGAGCUGAUGUGAUACCAUCAAUUUUCAGCUUCCCAGUUCACCUUCAAAGAGUUGAAAACUACAGAACUACAAUAACCUCCACAAAAGCCCAAAGUAGUGAGUAUGUGGCCUCUCAAGAUGACCCAGAAACUUGUAGUUCAGACCUGCAACCUCAGUCUAAUGAUGAUCAUUGCUAUGCUUUGCCAGCUUCUCUUACCGCUGUCACUGCAAAACAUAAGAGAGCGUUGGCAAGAGUGGAAUAUCUGGAGAGGGACAAGAAAAACACCAUGGCCAGAGAGAAGAGGAGGCCUGGCCAGCUGUCCAUCAGCAGCAGCUAA
Xiphophorus maculatus (southern platyfish) is the source of this 581-nucleotide messenger RNA. Its product is annotated as THAP domain-containing protein 6-like. The coding region runs from base 42 to 581 and encodes 179 amino acids. The record is from RefSeq and is a predicted model, not a curated record. The transcript is spliced from 5 exons. NCBI's taxonomy places the organism in Eukaryota, Metazoa, Chordata, Actinopteri, Cyprinodontiformes, Poeciliidae.